AUGUUCAGCAGUAAACCAUCUCAACCUUCCACCCCCCUGUUACUGUCCGAAACCUCCUUCACCAUCUCUCCACACUUGCUACCCUCCCAUCUCGCUUCUUUCUCCUUAACAACAACACCAACGAACCUGCUGUCCGUCCUAAUUUCUGUUACCAAAACUGAUACUCCCUUCGUCGAACAACUUGCCAUCGUAUCAAUUCUUCUUCCCAUCAUCACCUUGCCACAACAACCUCAGUUGUUAACCCCCAAAUCCCUUUUCUCUCCUCACGCCCAUAUCACCUCCCAUUUACACCAUCCAAAUGUAACAGAGCUUGUAGGUUAUUGCUCAGAGCAUGGACAACACCUCUUAGCUUACGAGUUUCAUAAAAAUGGAUCACUGCAUGACUUCCUUCACGUGUCUGAUGAAUUCAGUAAACUAUUGAUAUGGAAUUCUCGUGUCAAGAUAGCUUUGGGGACAACACGCGCUUUAGAGUACCUGCAUGAAGUUUGUUCUCCAUCAGUUGGGCAUAAGAAUAUUAAGUCAGCCAAUAUAUCACUUGAUACAGAGCUUAAUCCUCAUCUUUCAGACUGUGGAUUGGCAAGCUACAUUCCAAAUGCAGAGCAGAUACUAAACCAUAAUGUUGGAUCUGGAUAUGAUGCCCCUGAAGUUGCAUUAUCCGGUCAGUAUACCUUUAAAAGUGAUAUCUACAGCUUUGGGGUUGUCAUGUUGGAGCUUCUCAGUGGCCGCAAACCAUUUGAUAGCUCAAGAGCAAGACCAGACCAGUCUUUGGUUCGAUGGGCAACGCCCCAGCUUCAUGACAUUGAUGUGUUGGCUAAAAUGGUUGAUCCAGCACUGAAAGGGCUAUAUCCUGUUAAAUCUCUGUCACGUUUUGCUGAUGUUAUUGCUCUUUGCGCACAGCCGGAACCUGAAUUCCGACCACCAAUGUCAGAGGUGGUCCAAGCACUUGUACGAUUAGUGCAGCGAGCCAACAUGAGCAGGCGGACAACAUUUGGAAGUGAUCAUGGAGGAUCUCUACGAGGAAGUGAUGAUCCAGCUAUACGAGACGUCCAAAUCAAAAACAUACUCCCACGAACAUCAUUCUCCCCUGCUAGCGCUCAUCCCCUUGCUGUAACUUCUUCUUCACCCUUUUUAAUGAUUAUUAUUUUUUAA
Messenger RNA from Vicia faba (fava bean), 1149 nucleotides. NCBI's taxonomy places the organism in Eukaryota, Viridiplantae, Streptophyta, Magnoliopsida, Fabales, Fabaceae. The record is from the annotation of a GenBank genome assembly.